GUUUAAAUAGAUGUGAACCAUCAAUUCUUUUAUUAAUUAGCAUGGAAAAUAUUCAAAAAUAUAAAAUUGAUUAUUUUGGAUAUUGUUAUGCAGGUAUAGUGUUAACUGGAGGCAUUGCAGGAUAUCUUAAAGCUGGUAGUCCAGUAUCGUUAGCAGCAGGUAUAUUAUUUGGAAGUGUUUUAACUUAUGGGGCUUACCUUGCUUCUAAAAAUCCAUCUAAUUAUCAAUUGAUAUUUGGUACUUCUGUAGCACUUACAGCUUUAAUGGGUCACAGAUUUUAUAAAACAGGAAAAUUUAUGCCAGCUGGAUUAAUUGCUGGAAUGAGCAUAGCAAUGGCUUUGAGAUAUGGACUUAGAUUAAUGAACAACAACAAAUGAAUUUGUUUUAUAUAUUUAAAUCAUGAUACUGCAAUUAUUGUAACUUACAAUUAUAUUGUUAUAUAAAAAUAAAUAUAACAUUCCUUU
This is a messenger RNA of Gordionus sp. m RMFG-2023, 464 nucleotides long. Its product is annotated as transmembrane protein 14C-like. The transcript has 4 exons. The coding region runs from base 42 to 377 and encodes 111 amino acids. The record is from RefSeq and is a predicted model, not a curated record. Gene Ontology annotation, cellular component: mitochondrial membrane. Gene Ontology annotation, biological process: regulation of heme biosynthetic process. NCBI's taxonomy places the organism in Eukaryota, Metazoa, Nematomorpha, Gordioida, Chordodea, Parachordodidae.